Messenger RNA from Dioscorea cayenensis subsp. rotundata (Guinea yam), 2303 nucleotides. Its product is annotated as squamosa promoter-binding-like protein 16. NCBI's taxonomy places the organism in Eukaryota, Viridiplantae, Streptophyta, Magnoliopsida, Dioscoreales, Dioscoreaceae. The record is from RefSeq and is a predicted model, not a curated record. The transcript is spliced from 3 exons. Gene Ontology annotation, molecular function: DNA binding. Bases 1035 to 2219 code for a protein of 394 amino acids. Gene Ontology annotation, cellular component: nucleus.
GUAGGAGUGCAACAGUGUCUCAAGACUAGUUACUAUUAUCCCUUUGCUCCCUCUCCUGCCUCCCACUCUCUGUAGUACUUUUCCUUCCCAUUGCAAAGUUGAAAAGCAACUCCUACUCUGUCCCUUUCUUUGCCACUCAUUCUUCUUCUUCUUGAACUUCUUCUUCUUCUUCUUGAGCUUCUUCUUAUUUUAGUCUUAUAUCUUCUUACCAAAGGAUUAGAGAACAGCAAACUAAUCAAACUAGAAUGACUACAAGUGCAUUUUCUUAGCACUUUCAGUCUGUCUUCUUUCUUUCUUUGUGGCUAUCUUUGAUGACUUUUAAUGCAUUGACAGCUUGACAGUUGCUAGUUCCUCCAAUAAUUGAGAGUUUGUGUGUGUGUGUGUGUGUGAAGUUUGAAAGGUGCUUCCAUGUCCAUGUCUAUGUCUCCAAAUGUAUGAUUAACAGGAGAUGUGUGAUUGGUUCCUGGAACUCCACACCAAAACUCUUUCCUUUUUCUUCUUCACUUGUGAGUUGUGUUUCUCCACUUCACUGUUUCUUGUUGUUUUGGGAAGAGUUAAUGCAAGACCUUAAAUGGUUGUAGUAAAAGACCCCCUUUUCUUCUCUGUUUCCCUUUUACUUCUCCCAAGGUUUCCUUGCAGUUUUGAUUGCUUGACUCUGUGCAAAGAUUAGAUCUUUUUAACAUAUCCUGUCUGCUUUUUUAUUCUUUUGCUCUGUUUGGUGAUCUACACGUAUGCUGUUAUUCUGAAAAAGGUUAUAUUUUUAUUUUUAGAUUUGGCUGCUUGUCAAUGUCUUUAUGUCAUGCUCUUGUUCAAUUCUAUGCUUUGGUUGAGUUCUUGUGGGAAUUUUUUUGAGAAGAAAUAUAUAAAAAAAAAAGGAAGCAUAGUGUUAGUUGAUGUUGUGCUGAUGGCAUGGUAAAACAAGAAGCAAACUAGAUAAUAGGAUUUUGGUUGAAAGGAGAGUGUUGGAGUAGUGGGUGUUGCAGGAGAAGGCAUCAGAUUGGUUGUGAACAUUAAGGAUUUUGAGGGUUGAUUUCAUGGAGUGGGAUUUAAAAAUGCCUUCUUGGGACUUGGCAGACAUGGAACAAAAUGCUGAGCAGGGAAUUGUUCCUGUGGUUGCAGGGCCAAGUAGCUGGCCAAGCAACCAGGAUUGCUCAGUUGAUUUGAAACUUGGAGGUUUAGGGGACUUUGGACAGGCUGAUAGAUGGAAAGUUCAGCCUAGAGUGCCUGCUGUUCCCAGUGCCACCACCUCCUCCUCUUCAAAGCGUUCUCGAACACCUAAUAAUGCCGGCCAGAUUGCUUGUUGCUUGGUUGAUGGUUGUAAGUCUGAUCUUAGUAAGUGUAGAGAUUAUCACAGAAGGCAUAAGGUCUGUGAAGUUCAUUCCAAAACUCAGAUUGUUAUGGUUGGUGGCCAAGAACAGAGAUUUUGCCAGCAAUGUAGCAGGUUUCAUCUUCUGGUGGAGUUUGAUGAAGUUAAACGAAGCUGCAGAAAACGUCUUGACGGACAUAACAGGCGUCGGAGGAAGCCUCAGCCGGAUCCCCUCAGUGCCGCAAACUUGUUCACAAAUCACCAAGCAGGCAUCCGAUUCACAUCAUAUCCUCCGUUGUUUCCAUCUGCUACUACACCGGGAGGUCUGGCAUGGCCGGGAAUCAUCAAAACUGAACAAGAUACAAUGUUUAUUGACCAGCAAUCAUCGAGUUUCAUCAGCAGGCAACAGAAUCUUCCGAGCUCCUUCUACAUCAAUUUCAAAGAAGGGAAGAAAUUCCCCUUCUUGCAGGACAGUGAGAUUGCUCUCGGCCACAGGAUUUCACUUGAGGCCUCUGGGAAGAUCAUCCCUUCUUCUCAAAGUAGCAGCAUGAAGAUGUUGCCCGACGGAAUAAAUCACAUUCUUGAUUCUGAAGGUGCUCUCUCUCUUCUGUCAUCCCCGGUUCAGACUGCAGCAAUCAAUCUAAGCCAAAUGGUCCCUUCGGAUCGCAUUCCUGUCGGACAACCGCUUGUUUCUAGUCUUUCAUACAGUGGUCUUGGUCACUACUCUGGCUCACAAGCUUCAAGCAGUGUUUCACCCACCGGCUUUUCAUGUUCGGGCAUCGAUGAUGAUCAUGAAGGAAAUAUUUUGGUUUCUGAUGCCAGUGAUGCUGAUCUUCCCUGCCAUGGUAUCUUUCCUGUUGGAGGUGAAGGGUCCUCUGAUGGAGCAUCCCAAGCUCUUCCCUUUUGGCUUUAGAAGAUUCUUUUGUAAUGUACCUGCAUCUUGGAUAACUUUGUUCAUGCCCUUGUUUGUUCAAGAAUCAAACCUCUUAGUUCUAAA